AUGGCGUCCAUGAACGCCACGAACGGCAACGCCUCGCCGUCAGUCAGUUCUGGCAGCAACAAGGCACAGCUUAAGACGACAACGAGCGGCAAGGCCAUGGACGGCACGCGCAAGCAGGCCGCCAGCCCCAUUGACGCCUCGCAGAGGAAAGCACCUGCUCCCAAAGCUUGGUCCUCAGGGACCAACCCGAUUACCCAACGCCCCAACAAUCCGGCAUUAUCGAACGGCGUGGCCGGCGCAGGCAAAGGCCUCAAGGGCAUGGCGGUUCCUUCGAAGGAAUCCUCGGCUGCGGACAACAAUAAGCAUGCGCACGACCGCAUGAUCUUCUUAAUCAGUAAUUUUGUUGGUAUGCCGGCAACUGUCACGUUGAAGAGCGGCGAGCGCUUCUCCGGUAUAUUCUCGAGCUCUUCUCUCGAGCAGCAGGAGUACCGUUACACUUUCAAGAUGGUGAAGCGGCUGCCGUCCUCCGGUGGCCAGGUCAACGGUACAUCAGAAUCUCAGGACUACUGCGGUGUUGGCCAAGACCAUCGCAUGGUUUUCGACGUGAAGGAUGUUGUCGUUCUGAAUGUAGAGAACGUCGCCAUGGAUAAGACGAAGGCCAAGAACGGAGCCUCCAUUGGCUUCAAGACUGACAGCGACAUCUCUGGGCACCUCCAGGCGCGGGAGCGCGACCUCAAACGAUGGGUUCCCAGCGCAGACACCGACGUUGACCUUUCGCUUGGCGAUAAUUCCGGUGCUGGGUGGGAUCAAUUCGAGACUAACGAGCGCUUGUUUGGUGCUACAAGCAACUAUGACGAGGACUUAUACACUACUAAGAUCGAUCGCAGCGAUCCUCGGUACAGGGACCGAGCAGCGAAGGCUGAAAGGCUUGCGAGGGAAAUUGAGUCCGGUACCGCACUGAAUGCUCACGUCUUGGAAGAGCGUGGCCAAGCAGCUAUCGAUGAUAGUGGUUUGGACGAGGAAGAGAAGUACAGCGGGGUCAAGCGCGACUUGCCAUCGCUUUCGUCGGGUCAGUCCAACAAGUACACUCCACCCGCAAGGAGAGCGCCUACUGCGCAGGCCACCAUUCCAGGCGCGCCGGUCGAUCCAGCCAUCAUCUCCUCGCAAAUCGCGCGCCCUGAGGCUUCCGCUGCUCGCCCUCCGCAGCCCCCGACCGCCAACACCAAGGAUCAGCAAGCUCCCCCCGCCGCGCCGAAAUCUGAGGACAAGCCAGCUGCAGCGAACGCAGCCGCGGGAGAGCAGGCAACUACGGCGAGCAACGCGACAAAGCCCGCGGAGACGUCCGCAACUGCGACUACCACCGAUGGCAACAAGAAGCAGCCACCAGCGCUGCAACAAACUACUUCAGAUAUGGCAGCUCGGAAGCCCGGACGGACUGGGCCCAACACUGUUGAGCACGAUCUUUUGGACUCCUUCAAGCAGUUUUCUGCCAAUGAGAAGAUGAAAUUGCAGGAGAGGCAGCGUCAUGCCGCCAGGCAUGACAAGAACGUCAAGCUCAAUGACCUAAAGAAGUUUGCGAUGAACUUCAACUACAGUGCUCCCAUUCCAGAGGACUUGAUUCCGAUCCUAGCCAAGGACCCCAGCAAGCAACAGGAGAUCAAGCAAAAAUCUCAGAAGGCCGCCGAGGAUCGCAAGUCUUCAGUUACUUCGACUACCGAGGCGAAGGCCGCCACCAACAACGUCGAUGUCAAGACGCAGCAGAGAGCCUCUGGGCCUGCGGCGCCGGCUCCUGUUAAUCAGCGUGGUGCAAGGCCGAACCAGGGGCCUUACCCUCAAGCACCCCGUGGCGACAGGAACGCUCAGAACAUUCCGGGUAUGCCACCUAGGAAUGGCCCGGGAAUGCUCAGUCAACGUCUCGCAAUCACGCAGCAGCAACACAAAGCUGGUGUGGGCAUGCCUACCAUGCCGAUGCCAAUUCACGACUUGCGCAUUCCGCCCUCUGGCCCUGCCGCGCCAUCGAGUGGAUCGCACACGCCGUCCUCGAGCAUUUCGACCAGGUUCAAUGUCAAGGCUCUCGAGUUCCGACCCAAUCCUGCUGCUAACACGUUCACACCUGGAGGCAAUGGUAGCAACGCAUCGAGUCCGAGGAAGGAGUCUGCCCCGCCUCGUCUAGAGCCACGUAGGGCCCCGACGACUAGCUUUUUCGGCUCACACAAGCCCACUCCGGCCACCGACAAGCCCGCUUUGGCCGAUGUGUUUAACCCAAUCAAGCGUAUGAAGAAGGACGUACAGGCUGAGAACAAGAGCAAAGACUACGCGCACAACGGUGGCAUUCCCCAGGCCUACAGGACCCCGCCUACCUGGGACGUCUCGGACCAGAACGGUGAAAAGAAGUAUGCAGACCUGUUUGAGCGUGCUCCCAUCACAGUCCAGCCGAACUCGGCUCCUCAAGCUGCUCUCAACAGCGUUCAACCUCCACACCAGCACCAGCUUCCCACUCAUUUGCAACAGGGCGGGCAGGGAAUGCCGCAAGUGCACACUCCCCAACACACGCCUCGCCACCCUCCUGUCCAACCCCAUCAUCCAGGUGCUCCCCACUUUGAUGGUCAUAACAUGCAAUUCUCAGCAUCCAACUCUUCGAUUCACCCUUCCCCUCGUGCAGGCAUGCCCCAGUUCAUCUACGGCCAAGUACCACAGCAUAUGCCCAACUUCCAGCAGGGCGCUAUGCCGGCAACCUAUGCGAUGAGCCCAGCAAUGCGUGCAGUACCUGUUGGUCCUCAGCCGGGAUUUGUUGCCCAGGGUCCUGUCAUGGGUAGCCAUCCCAUGAUGAGCCAGCACUCGAAUGGUCCUGGAAUGUUCCCCGGGCCCCAGAUGCCGCAAAUGCCCCAGAUGCCCCAGAUGCCCCAGAUGCAACAAAUGAUGCAAUCUCCAGCUCCAGGCCAGGCCUAUCCUUACCAACCCGGGAUGAUGCCUGCACCUCCUGGUGCCAAUGGUUUUCCUAGUCCGAGGCCUGGUCCAGCACCCAUGAUGGUCCACCAGGGUUCUCAACAGGGGCAUGCCCCGCAGCAGUUCAUGCCUAUGCCCAAUGGUGGAUACCCGGGUCUGUUCCAUCAGAUGCAACCGGGAUCAAUGACACCUAUGCGUGGCCCUUAUCCACAGCCGCACAUGCAGUACGCCUCAAGUCCUCACCAACACCAUCAAUACCCUCAGCCACACCGCGGAACCCCUAGUGGCGCCUACAGCCAGCCGAUGAUGCCCCAGCAUUCUUUGCCUCCCCAAAUGCCUCCUCCCGCCGGGCCUGGCCAACACGUGCCUGAUGUUGGAGAGAAAGUCGAAUGA
Molecule: messenger RNA, 3279 nt
Organism: Diplodia corticola
Lineage: Eukaryota; Fungi; Ascomycota; Dothideomycetes; Botryosphaeriales; Botryosphaeriaceae
Product: pab1 binding protein
Exons: 5
Coding region: 1-3279 (1092 amino acids)
Biological process (GO): cytoplasmic stress granule assembly
Cellular component (GO): cytoplasmic stress granule
Molecular function (GO): RNA binding
Source: RefSeq, a predicted model, not a curated record